Triticum turgidum subsp. durum (durum wheat) is the source of this 1488-nucleotide messenger RNA. NCBI's taxonomy places the organism in Eukaryota, Viridiplantae, Streptophyta, Magnoliopsida, Poales, Poaceae. The record is from the annotation of a GenBank genome assembly.
AUGACGUGGCGGCGGCAUCCUCGUGGCGGACCUGUGUCCUCGGGCUCCGCCGUUGCGACGCCGUUUGCUCCUGAGUCGACGCGGAGUUUGGAAGGUAGUCUAGGAGCGGAUGCAGAUUAUGGUCUGCAUCGACGAUAUCUAGAAGAAGGAGCAUGUGUUGGGCUCGUGGUUCGUGGAUGGCAGGUGUUGUCUCGGUCUGGUUCGUUCAACGACAAGGGCUUCACUUUUGAUGAGCCACCUUGGAGGUCCACAAAGCAGCAUAUCAGCAAAGGGAGCCGCGUUGAGCUCGGGGCGGCGUCCCCUACCAGCUCGCGCUCCGUGACGGAGACGGUGAACGGCUCCCACCGCUUCGUGAUCCAGGGCUACUCCCUCGCCAAGGGGAUGGGCGUCGGGAAGCACAUCGCGAGCGAGACCUUCACCGUCGGGGGAUACCAGUGGGCUAUCUACUUCUACCCAGACGGGAAGAACCCGGAGGACAACUCGGCCUAUGUUUCCGUCUUCAUCGCGCUCGCUUCCGAGGGCACUGACGUCCGCGCUCUCUUUGAGCUCACGCUGCAGGACCAGAGCGGCAAGGGCAAGCACAAGGUCCACUCCCAUUUCGAUCGCUCGCUCGAGUCUGGGCCCUACACCCUCAAGUACCGAGGCUCCAUGUGGGGUUACAAACGGUUCUUUCGGCGAACUGCUCUUGAGACAUCGGACUUUCUUAAAGAUGAUUGUUUGAGGAUAAACUGCACUGUGGGUGUUGUGGUUUCAACUAUUGAUUACUCCGGACCACACUCCAUUCAGGUUCCAGACUCUGAUAUUGGCUACCACUUCGGUUCUCUUUUGGACAGUAAUGAAGGGGUUGAUGUUAUUCUUAAUGUGAGUGGAGAGAGGUUUCAUGCCCAUAAGUUGGUGUUGGCUGCACGGUCUACUGUAUUUAGAUCCAAACUUUUUGACGAUGAAUCAGAAGGAGACAAGAACGAGGUUAAUGAGAGUGAGGAUCUGAAGGAGAUUGUUCUUGAUGAUCUAGAGCCCAAGGUUUUCAAGGCAAUGCUUCAUUUCAUCUACAGAGAUACCCUCGUUGAUGAUUAUGAGUUGGAUGCAUCAGGCUCCAUGGGCUCUAUUUUUGAUACUUUGGCGGCAAAGUUGUUGGCCGCAGCAGACAAGUAUGACUUAGGAAGGUUAAGAUUGCUAUGUGAAUCUUACUUGUGCAAAGGCAUUUCUGUGGCCUCGGUUGCAAGUACUCUUGCAUUGGCUGAUAGUCACCAUGCCAUGGAGCUUAAAGCCGUUUGCCUAAAAUUUGCUGCAGAAAAUCUUUCAGCUGUGAUCCGGACUGACGGGUUCGAUUGCCUCAAGGAUAAUUGCCCAUCACUUCAGUCGGAGAUACUGAGAACUGUUGCUGGGUGUGAGGAGCCGUGCAGUAGUGGCGGGAAAAGCCAGAGUGUAUGGGGACAGCUUUCGGACGGUGGCGACACUAGUGGCCGUAGGGUGAGGCCAAGAAUCUGA